ACGUACACACAUAUAUAUAAAAAGCACUGAUCACUGCAAACCCUAUCUCUCGAUUCGAAGACGCUGGAAUCCUUCAUCCUCUACCCUCCUUUCUCUCCUCGAAUCUUCAAAUUUGUAGUCAAAGCCUCAAUUUUUUAUUUUUAUUUUUAUUUUUUUUUUGAUUUGAUUGGAUUGGAUUUGAUUCUCUGUAGGUAUAUUAGGGUUAGGGUUUUGAUUUGUACGAAUCAUUUCAAUUAAUCGCUUAACUUCUUGAAAUGUACUUGUUUUUCUUGUUUUCUUUGAAUUUGAUCAGUAUUAUGUAACAGAGAAAAUAGCUAGGAUUAGGGUUAGGGUUUUCGAUAUAUAUAUUUUUUUCUCUUGGUUGUGUAUUGGUUGUGGUGAUGGAGAUGGAGAGUUCUCGCAGACCUUUAGAUAGAUCAAGAGAACCGGGUCUGAAGAAACCUAGAUUGGCCGAAGAGCAACCCAUCGUCGAUCGCAAUUCAAACAACAGGUCUUUUGUGGCUUCGAGAUAUCGAGCUAACGACAGAGAUAGAGACUCGGAGAGUAGUGAUUCGGUGAGAGGGACUUUUCAACAACAACAAUAUCAAGAGCUUGUGAGUCAGUACAAGACUGCUCUUGCGGAGCUGACUUUCAAUUCCAAACCCAUCAUUACUAAUUUGACUAUUAUUGCCGGAGAGAAUCAGCACGCUGCGAAGGCGAUCGCAGCUACGAUCUGCACGAACAUUCUCGAGGUUGCUAGUGAGCAAAAGCUUCCAUCACUUUAUCUUUUAGAUAGUAUUGUGAAGAAUAUUGGGAGGGAUUACAUAAAAUAUUUUGCUGCCAGAUUACCCGAGGUAUUCUGCAAGGCAUAUAGACAGGUUGACUCUUCUAUUCAUCCUGGAAUGCGGCAUCUUUUUGGAACAUGGAAAGGAGUCUUCCCUCCUCAGGCACUUCAGGCGAUUGAGAAAGAUCUUGGUUUUCCACCUGCUGUCAAUGGUUCAUCUUCAGGAUCUACAACAUCUAGAACUGAUUCACAGCCUCAACGGCCAGCACCCAGCAUUCACGUAAAUCCUAAGUAUUUAGAGGCAAGACAGCGUUUUCAACAGUCAAGCAGGGUAAAAGGGGCAGCCAGCGACAGUACCGGAACCAUGGUUAACUCACUUGAGGAUGCAGAGAGGUUGGACAAGGCUGUUGGUAUUACUUCUGGGAAGCCAUGGGCAGAACCUCCUCUUAAGAUGCAUAAUAUUCAGCGUCCUCAAAGAGAUGUGUUGAAUGAGUCUGUUUGUGAGAAAAACAUUGGUGCAGCAUCAGGAGAUUAUGAAUAUGGUUCUGAUCUUUCAAGGCAUUCAGGUUUGGGAAUUGGAAGAGCUAGUGAGAGGGUUACGGAGAGAGGAUUCGACAAACCUUGGUAUGGAGCUGGCAGCAACAUGGCAGAGACGAUUUCCAGCCAAAGGAAUGGUUUUGAUAUCAAGCACGGGUUUCCAAGUUACCCAGCCCCUAGAUCGACAAACACUGAUGUGCAUCUACAGCCAACACAGAGUGUUUCCGGUAGAAGCAGCAGUGGGAUGGAUAGGAGCUGGAAGAACUCUGAUGAAGAAGAGUAUAUGUGGGAUGAUUUGAACUCUAGAUCAAGUGAUCAUGGUGCAAUCAAUAGGUCAAAGAAAGAUCGUAGGAUGCCUGAUGACUCUGAAAGAUUGGGCUAUGAAAACCAUCUCCGGAAACGACAAAACGCACAUGAUGUUGGGUCAAGGGUCGAUAGAGAAGCUUCAACUGAUUCACUGUCCACAGAACAGAGAGAUCAAGCAUCUUUUGGGCAUCGAAUGCCAUCAUUGUGGACACAGGAACAACAUUCAACAGAUGGCCAUUCAGGCUCUGGUAGAAUUAUCUCUGGUCAUUCAGAAGGUUUUCCUAGUUCUUUCAGUGGGUUGCCAACAACUGCAAGUUCUCUAACCAGGAUGCCAUUCAAUUCACAGAUGGGACCAUCUCAUCUUGGUACCGCAAGUUUUGGGUUUUUGACUAAUCCGGUGUCAGGUUCCACUGGAUCAGUGGGGCAACGACACUCUGUAGGAUCUGCAUCGCCUUCUGGGCAGUCACCUAGGCACCAGCAUCCUCCCUCACCUUCGCUAACGCGCCAUCCCCAUCAAGUAUUACACACUUUGAAUGACCAAGACAAUCUGCAAGCUCAUCCCCUUCCUCAUCCAGAGCUGAGAAAACCUCAAUUUUCAGUGCCGUUAAACAUUAAGCCACCUAAUCAAUUUUCUCAGGAUUAUGUGCCUGUGCAUACUCAGAAUAUUCAUCCAGGAAAGUCUCAAAAAUUGCCAUCCCAAAAUAUAGAGACUUCAUCUCCCAUUAUGCCUUCUAGUCAACUGAAGCAACAUGUUCCUUAUUCGCAGCAACUACCACCAGACCCUAUAUUGUCUGAACCUUCUGGUCUAUCCCAUAAGUUGCCAAUGCCUCAUAUUGCAGGUUCUGGAAACCCGUCAACCACUGGGAAUUCAUUAUCAGAUAAUGCAACUCCUGCAGAAACCCCAGGGCGACAAAGCACGAGUAGCUUGUUGGCCUCAAUAAUGAACAGUGGAAUACUCACUAACAACUCUGUUACUGAUAGCCUGCCUAAAUUGGGUUUUCAGGAUUCUGGGUCAUCAUCUCAAUCAGCAACACAACCGCCUCUACCAAGUGGCCCUCCGCCUACUCAAUUCACACCCUCUGGGUCCUCAGGGCCUAGAUUUGAUGCAGGAUCCCCACCAAGUCUACCUUCCCAUGAAAAAACACCAGUUUCCACAACUUUCUCUCAGCGAAAGGUUGAACAGCCGCCUCUGCCACCUGGUCCUCCCCCUUCCUCACUUAUGGGUAGUGUAUCAGCACAAGCUUCAAAAACAAUGAAUUCUGUCUCUACUCCAGUGUCAAGUCUACUCAGCUCAUUGGUUGCAAAGGGAUUAAUUUCUGCAUCGAAGUCAGAGUCACCAACACCUGUGUCAGAGCGGAUUCCUACUCAACUCCAAAACCAGAAAGCAAGCAUUAUCAAAACUAGCUCUGUGCCUGUUUCUUCAGUUCCAGUAACCUCAACUAUCACAGUUUCAUCUAAUGAGGAUGAGCUUUCCAAACCUGCAGCUAAGAGCUCUGUGACGUUAUCUCAAUCCACCCCAGCAGAGAUAAAAACUCUCAUUGGUUUUGAGUUUAAGCCAGAUGUGAUUCGUCAGUCGCAUCCAUCUGUAAUCAGUGAACUCAUUGAUGACCUUCCUCAUUGUUGCAACAUAUGUGGUCUUCGACUUAAACUUCAAGAACGAUUUGAGAGACACAUGGCGUGGCAUGCGUUGAGAAAUCCUGAAAUGAACAGUUUAAAUAAGGCUUCAAGGAGUUGGUAUGCGAAUUCAGCUGAUUGGGUUGUUGGAAACUCUGGAAUGCCAUCUGGAUAUGAAUUCACUGGUGUGUUGGAAGCUCCUAGCAAGGCAAUGGAGAAGAGUGAGGAGAUGGUUUCUGCAGAUGAAAGUCAAUGUGUAUGUGUUUUUUGUGGUGAGGUUUUUGAAGAUUUCUACUGUCAAGAAAGGGAUGAAUGGAUGUUCAAAGGAGCUAUUUACAUGACCAUGCCUUUGGGAGAUGGUAUGGUAGGAACUUCAAGUGAGAGUGCUGCUAGGGGUCCUAUUGUUCAUGCAAAGUGUAUAUCAGAAAGUUCAGUUCAGGAUUUGGGAUUGGCCAGCAGUGUGUAAUUGGAAAAAGGAAUCACAAUAUUUCAAGGUGGAAAAGGAACACGAUCAUAAUGCAUUCGCAUAUGGUAAAGAAACUAAUGGAGGAUAACCAGGUUUUACAAUUCAUAACUUAUAUAUGCAUCGCCCUUUGGUGCCAAACUACCUGUGCCUAAAAUUGUUGCCAAAAGUUGCUUACUUGUUUUGUCUGUUCUCAAUUUUCCUUUUCUCAAUUCACAGAGGAAUCAUAUAAAGAAAUGCCAGUUCCCCAGAUGGUUUGCACACCAUUUCUGUUCUCUAAUUUGGUUGAUGUUUUUGUUUUUGUUUUUCCCUUAUUUUUGCUUGUUUUGAUUAGCUAAAUCAACCUUUUGGCUCGACUUCUGAAUCUGUUGCGGGUGCAUAGCAAAAAACGGCCAGCCAUGUACAUUCAGCUUUGCAAUCAGCAGAAUGCAUGCCGUUAUAUCAUCAAAGUCGCAAAUGCGCUCGCACAUUUUGUUUGUUUUUAUGCCCUUCUUUGGCUGAGCAUUGUUUUCUUCUCUUUUUUUUUUUUUUUGGAAAAAUUAUUUAAAGUACUCUGUUUCUAAUAGAAUAAUCAAUUUCAGUACUAUACUACUGGCCUUGCAGCUGUCCUUAAACUUGUAUUGGCGUAACAUUGUUCUUUCUUUCAUCUUUCAUGUUGGUUUUUGCUCA
Camellia sinensis is the source of this 4352-nucleotide messenger RNA. Its product is annotated as pre-mRNA cleavage complex 2 Pcf11-like protein. Gene Ontology annotation, biological process: mRNA 3'-end processing; termination of RNA polymerase II transcription. Gene Ontology annotation, cellular component: cytoplasm; mRNA cleavage factor complex. Gene Ontology annotation, molecular function: mRNA binding; RNA polymerase II complex binding. The record is from RefSeq and is a predicted model, not a curated record. Lineage: Eukaryota; Viridiplantae; Streptophyta; Magnoliopsida; Ericales; Theaceae.